AUGGGAAUUAUAGCAGCGAUGAAAAAACGAUAUGAGUAUUUGUAUUUGAAAGAUGUUCUUGGAUUUUACGAACUUGACGAUGAUUCGAAAGCUCAUAAAAAGGAACAAGCAGCCAGACUCGCACGUGGAUCAGCUGGAGUCGUUUACGGUAAACCUGCACAUUUGUUAGAUGCUGCACAAUAUGUUCAACGUGCUUGGGAAUCUGUGUCUGCAUUAUCAAUCAGAAAUGCAUUCAAGAAAGCGGAGAUCAUGACGUUGGAAGAUUCUGGCAACGAAGACGAAGAAGAUUUUAUGGGAGAGAUUAUCGACAAUUUUGCAUCUUUGGAUAUCCAAAUUGAAAGGAGCAAACUGGAAGAGUUUUUGCACAUCGAUGAUGAAAGCAGCGAAGAGUAUUCAAAAGCAGUUUUGGAAGACGUCGAAUGA
This is a messenger RNA of Plasmopara halstedii, 423 nucleotides long. RefSeq lists its product as uncharacterized. The record is from RefSeq and is a predicted model, not a curated record. The transcript has a single exon. The coding region runs from base 1 to 423 and encodes 140 amino acids. NCBI's taxonomy places the organism in Eukaryota, Oomycota, Peronosporomycetes, Peronosporales, Peronosporaceae.